Messenger RNA from Amoebophrya sp. A25, 729 nucleotides. The record is from the annotation of a GenBank genome assembly. NCBI's taxonomy places the organism in Eukaryota, Dinophyceae, Syndiniales, Amoebophryaceae.
GGGAGACUUGACAAAAAUGCACACGGCACUUUUGGAUGGGAAACGCACGAGUUUUCGAUGUGGUCGCCUUGUGGAGAAAACUGGCGAAGCAAAAGUCAACCUCGAGCGCCGAAGAUGGUUUGGUAGUAGGCCGUUUUCUAUUCCUUUCGAUGUGUCCGACGAGGUGGAUCUCUUUGUUGUUUUGCUGCAUCGUGGCAACGGGAGUCUCCUCCAUGGUGCUUUUGUUUUCCCAAAGACGCUGCUGGUCGAGUUUGGGCAAGUGUCAGUAAAUCACGAAGGCGGUCGUUCUGGACUUGUCUUGAUGUAUCUUCCAGGCUGCCCAGAGGCGCCACGAGGCUGAACAGAGCGAGCCUUUACGCAAGCCCAGUACUAUUUCCCCCUCAAUACAAACAGUAACUCAAAUGACGAGGCAGGGCGCCGUUUCGCUUCAACACGGGACGAAACCGCGAGCUGCGUCAAUUUAGCAAAUGCAGGAGCCGCAGCUGUUUCUGCUGAAGACGACAGCGGGUAGGCUCCGGCAGAUUCUACUUGGAACCUACCAGAGCGACUAAGCAGACGAGGUGGAGGUAGGAGAUUGAAAAAUAGAUAGUGACCAUCAAAACAGGUGCAGCCAGACGAAUAAACAUUUUCAAAUUUGUGAUGCAUUCUGGUGAAAAACCGGUCUCGCAACUGUUACGCAUACGCAUGAGACCAUACUCCGUGUGUGGAUCAUGAAAUCGAUGAUCAGGG